Messenger RNA from Branchiostoma floridae (Florida lancelet), 2346 nucleotides. Its product is annotated as HHIP-like protein 1. NCBI's taxonomy places the organism in Eukaryota, Metazoa, Chordata, Leptocardii, Amphioxiformes, Branchiostomatidae. The transcript is spliced from 7 exons. The record is from RefSeq and is a predicted model, not a curated record. Bases 84 to 1760 code for a protein of 558 amino acids.
AGCUGUCAACAACUCCGUGUGGUGUUCCCAGGGCGCUACUUUUCCGACUAAACGUGCUACCUUCAACCUACCGCUGAAGUAAGAUGUCCUUCAAAGUUGGUCUCUCCUCGCACAUAUCUGUGGCGUUGUUCGUGUGUCUUGCAACCAUCCACUUGACAUGUGCAGCGGAGGAAUGCCCCGUGUCUACAGAAAGACUGGCAGUACAAAACCAGUACCCGGGAUGUGUGUGUCUUCAGGAGUUUGCCAGCGACCUGCGGAGCCCAGUGGCCAUGCUGCAACCGGACGACGGCACCGGACGAUUUUACAUCGUGGAGCAGCUCGGAGUGGUACGGGUCGCAGACAGGUACGGGCGGCUGCGGAGAGAGCCGCUCCUGGACUUGAGAAGGAGGGUGCUGACUUCGGACAAAGCCGGGGAUGAACGGGGGUUACUCGGCAUGGCGCUUCACCCCAGGUUCAACGAGAACGGAUACCUGUAUGUCUAUUACACCACUGAGGCAGGGGACACCAUGAAGGCAGUGGGAGAACCAAGGACCGUGGUGUCCAGGCUUAACGUCUCCACUGACGACGAGAACAAACUGAAGGAGAAGGUUGACCCUCGUUACGAGAAAGUCCUUCUGGAGAUCGAGCAGCCCACAGACCGGAACAACGGCGGGCAGCUGCUGUUCGGGCCGGACGGGUUCCUGUACAUCACCGUUGGGGACGGGGGAGCGGGAGGCGACACCGCGGGAGACAGGUCCUCCCUCCUGGGUAAGAUCCUGCGGAUUGACGUGGACGGGGCGGGCCCGGAGCGUCCGUACGGGAUCCCUGCAGACAACCCGUUUGUUUCCAAAGACCUGUGGCCGGACGCCAGGCCUGAGGUGUUCGCCUUGGGCUUCAGGAACCCCUGGAGAUGUUCACUGGACCCUGUAGACGACGGAGAACAUAACUCCCAACUUGUGACGCGAAAACCACCGCAUAAACUACCGAGUGAGCAAAGCGAAAGAAUGGAUCAAAUCAUCGUAGAUUUGAGAGUGGAAUUUCCAAAAACUUCUAACUUCAGCUGUAAGUUAAGAUUAAAGUGGAGCGGUCAUCUUGCUGUUGUUUUCUCAGGGGACGGUAGAGGGCGCAUCUACUGUGGAGACGUGGGAGACUCGGGCUACGAGGAGAUCAACAUCAUCAGUAAGGGUGGGGACCACGGCUGGCCCGACAGGGAGGGGCAUACAUGCCAAAACCCCACGCCUGGCAGCUGUGCUGGCGGAGGAUUCCCUAUAUCCCAUUUGAAAUUCGAAUGUAACGAAAUUCACAUGUGGCCUUCCUCUCCAGACGACAUCCCUCCCAUAGACGUGUACGCCCGCACGCAGGGAGAGAGGAUCGCCGUGAUCGGCGGGGUGAUGUACCGGGGAUGCGGCGUGCCUGACGUCAGGGGGCUGUACCUGUACGCCGACUAUCUGGGGCUGAUGAAUAAGGAGCUGUUCUACCUGGAUGAGCAGCCUAACGGUUCGUGGAUGAACGGGUCCAUCUGUGUGCUGGACAACAGAGAGUGCGUGACGGACCUCCAGCCGUCAGUCAAGAUUGAGGAUCACUUCAUCCUGGCCUUCGGACAGGAUUUCGAUGGUGAGGUAUACCUGCUGACCACCACCAGUCCAGUCGUGUCUCAGCGCACAGGGCGGAUCUUCAGACUCGUGGACCCCCGCUCUGCAGCCAGUUCUGUGGCCGUGAUACCCGUGGUCUUCUUACUGUCGCUCGCAUUGCUGGCUAUCAGAAUGGGCUAUGCUGUAUAGAAAUAUCUCUAUUUUAUUCGCAUGUUUACCGAUACUUUGCGAAGGUUACUCAUCAAACGCUACAGUUAGAUAAAUUCAUCCUAGUGACUCGAAAGGCAUGCCCAGUUGAUAUUCGCGAAGGUUUUGUAAUUCUUGAGUGUUCGCAGUGUUCUUGGUAUUUGAACAAAAACUCGCACAAUUUACAUUUUGUACUUCAUACCGCCAUUUACUAGUAUAUUGUACAGAUAUAAACUAUAGGUGAACGUUGCUAAGGCAACUGCAAAGCUACGUGAUGAUGCAAUAUUUCAAAUGUCUAUCUGUUUUAAGAUAUGCGUAUCCAGACAUCAGACUUUAGCACGCAGAUAAAGCUGUUUGCUACCAAUUCUCUAUUGGUAAAAGCUUAGGCAGCACGGAGAUGGUUCAUGAAUUUUGUACCAAGGCUUGACCGACAAGAAGAACACAUGUAUAGUGUCACUGAUUGUCUUGCACGGGGUAGGAGUGGGUACAGUGUACCGGUACAAAACCGUUUUUUUUUCUUAUUCCGGACCGGAAAAAUUCAAUGGACCGGAUGUUGGACCUAUUGGAAUAUGGACAGAUUAUAUGACCA